AUGAUUAGAGUGCCUCAAGAACUGCUUGAAGCUUCUUUUUGCAGGUCUUCUGGGCCUGGAGGCCAAGCUGUAAAUAAAGUCAGUACAAAAGUAGAUCUUAGAUUUUCAGUCGAUGACGCAACAUGGCUUCCGGAGCAUGUAAAAGAGAGAUUGAAAGAAUUAUAUCACAACCAAAUCAAUAAAGAAGGAGAGCUUUUUGUGACUUCUCAAAGAUUUAGGGACCAAAAGCAUAAUUUAAAAGAUGCUAUACAAAAGAUUCAAGAGAUGGUUGAUGAAGCUGAGAAACCUGUCAUUAUAAGAGUAAAGACUGAAAUAUUUAAAGAGGAGGAUGAAGUUAAGGAUAAGAGAAUUUUCGAAAAAAAGAAAAGGAGCGACAUCAAGAAAGGCAGACAAGGAAAGGGGAAUAGACAUGAGCCUGCUUAA
This is a messenger RNA of Blepharisma stoltei, 423 nucleotides long. The record is from the annotation of a GenBank genome assembly. NCBI's taxonomy places the organism in Eukaryota, Ciliophora, Heterotrichea, Heterotrichida, Blepharismidae.